AUGGGACAACAUGGACAAGGAAAAGCAAAGACUCUUUCACCAAGCCAGAUAUUGUUUGACAUAACCAGUGGCAGUCCAAUUCAAGGCAAACCGGCAGGACGCGAAGUGAAAGGCGGUAGCAAUGCAGGCUCUCCUAGGGGACGGCACAAUCGGAACUCAUCUAACACCAGUCUCAAAACUGAUUCCAGUUUCACUGUCUUGAGCGUCGACUUGGGCGGUAUACAUAAGCCUAUCCCAAACUUUCGUCCUCAUCUCUGGGCUCUUCUUGACACCAAGCGCGAGACUCUCAACCUUGACCUCUUCUGGCCGAUCAAGCUGGACAACGAAGAUGAAGAUGAGGAGGAAGUGAACGAAAAUGGUGAUCCCAAAGGUGUCUUCCCAUUCAAAGAACUCCAGCCUCUCAAAACCUUCAAGAACCUCCAUUACCUUCAGCUUAACGGCAUGAUGCGCUCUUACCAACCGAUCAUCUGGGCUACUUGCUGGCAAAACAAGAACCUCACCAAAGUUCACCUCGAAAUGGCCUUGGAACCACUUUUCUGCAAAGACAUCAUGCACAAAUACCGGAAAAUCGACGUCAAAUGGACCUACAAUCGUCUCCCCGAACCAAAGACGGAGAUUAUGUAUUUGGGGGCUCAUGGUGCUGGAGUCUUGCAUGAAGAGUUUGGAGACGGCGAAUACCUCGAUCAACAAGCCAUGAAAGCAAGCCAGCUGGACGACGUCAAGAACCUUCCUAUUGAGAAUGUGCGCUACCUACCCAUCACUCAUCUCACUUUGAUGAACUUCGUGGUUGACGCUGGUCCUUUCUACCGCUGGUUCGAUCCAAAGAAGUUCAAGGAGGUGACGUUCAAGGGAGACUGUAUCGACGCCGGCUUCUCCUUGCCCCAAGAGAUGUUUUCUACGGUCACAGUCAAGUCGCCGAAGCCACUCCCACCACCUCGCUGGGUCAAACCCGGCGAAGUCAAGCUCAUCGAUAUCAAGAAGAAGCCUACUCCUACCGACACCAACACUAAGGUCGAUACAGUUGGAAGUGGGCACGGACUCAAGAGCAAGAUCAGCCAGAUGAUGCCUAAGUGGGGAUCCAAGGGAAAGGAUGGCAAGGAGCAGGAUGGUGCACAAGACACCGCCCAGCUUGGAAGCAACAUGAAGAAGAUGGAACUCUAA
Molecule: messenger RNA, 1161 nt
Organism: Exophiala xenobiotica
Lineage: Eukaryota; Fungi; Ascomycota; Eurotiomycetes; Chaetothyriales; Herpotrichiellaceae
Exons: 2
Coding region: 1-1161 (386 amino acids)
Source: RefSeq, a predicted model, not a curated record